UAUACCGACACUGUUCGCCUCUUGAUAUUCGCUGAUUUGUUCAGAUUAGCAAUAGAAUUAAUUUAUUUUAUUCCAUAUAUUGGACGUAUAGAUGCUUCAACUUCUUUACAAAUUGGUUGGUCUCUUGUUGGAUUUUUUCUAGCAAUUAUUCCAAUUUUUGGAGGAAAACGGGGUGAAAAACAUUACAAGUACCUUUGGCCUUUGUUGUCUUUGAAGAUUAUGGAAUGUUCUGUUUGUGUUCUUCUCUUAGUCUUCACUUUUAUUCUUGGAGUUACUGGCCCUCUUGGAUAUGCAUUGCUUAGGCUUGUAAUCCAAUGGAAAUACAGGAGGAUAGAAGGUGGGGAAGGAUAAAGGGUCUAAUGGUUUACUACCAUUCGAUAGCUCUGGAUGUUUCGAUUAUUUUUCCCAAAAGGACUGAUAAGAUCCGAUCACUCCCAGGAAAGUUAUGAGCUGAUAAGUGCGGAAAAUCGUGAUUUUCGCUCUUUAUUGGACCAUAACUUCUUUGAACUUCAAUAUUUUUAAAUGAUUUAAAUAUCAAUCGAUAGACCUGAAUUUACUGAUUAUAUUUCCCAGUGGAAAUGAUAGGAUCCAGUCAGUCCAUAAAAAGUUAUAAGCUGGUAAGUGCGGAAAACCGUGAUUUCCGCCCAUUGUUUACCCAUAACUUUGUACAACAUCCAUCUAUUUCAGCGAUUUAUGUAUCAAUCGAAAGCUCUGGGUCUACUGAUUAUUUUUCUCAGCGGGACUGAUAAGCUCUAAUCGCUCCUUAAUAAGAUAUGAGCUGAUAAAUGUGUCGUGAUUUCCUAGUAACUGAGGACACUCAUAUGAGAUCCCGUAUUCCCGUAAGUCUUAAUUCUAAUUUACUCCAUUUAAUCAGAUGAUCAUUCAAUAAUAACAUUCUCCUUAACAACAUUUUUGUUUAUUUCUAUAUUGUUGGUAUUUAAUUGUUAUGUGCUUCACAAAUAUUGGUGUCUACGGAAUUUUCUGCGUUCAAAAACACUAUAUAUUUAUUUGAGGCAAAGAAAUGAAGUAAUUAGAGUAAUUAGACCUUCCUUCUCUUUGUU
This is a messenger RNA of Meloidogyne enterolobii, 1061 nucleotides long. Lineage: Eukaryota; Metazoa; Nematoda; Chromadorea; Rhabditida; Meloidogynidae. The record is from the annotation of a GenBank genome assembly.